ACUUCUUCUCCCUCUCUUUGAAUUUUUUUUUUUUUUUCUCGUCUGCAUUCAAUUCUACCGAAUUCAUCAGUGUUCCUUUCCGUCGCCAGAGAGGAAGAGAGGCAUGGGAUUGAUCGUAGAAAGCGAAGACAACGACGUCGUUCUUGUGCCGCCGACUAAUUUCUCGAUGGUCGACGAAGGCGUUUACAGAUCCGCCUUGCCUCAACCGUCCAAUUUUGGCUUCCUCCAAACCCUAAAUCUUCGAUCCAUUAUAUACCUGUGUCCUGAGCCCUAUCCAGAAGAAAACUUGGAGUUUCUUCGCUCUCAGAAUAUUCAGCUUCUCCAGUUUGGAAUCGAAGGGAAAACGGAGCCUUUUGUACCUAUCCCCAAGGACACUAUCAUGGCGGCCCUCAGAGUUUUAAUUGAUGUGAGGAAUCAUCCUGUUUUGAUCCAUUGUAAAAGUGGGAAGCACCGGACAGGUUGUCUUGUUGGCUGCGUGCGAAAAUUUCAGAAUUGGUGCUUGUCUUCUGUAUUUGAGGAAUAUCAACGAUUUGCUGGCGUGAAAUCCAGAGCAACUGACAUGAGAUUCAUUGAAACAUUUGACAUUUUGUGCCUCAGACAAUGCCUUUACAGCAUCAUUUACCAGUACCAUGGAUAUGGUUCAAGAAAGAGGCGUUUACUUAAUAGAGAAGAGAACUUAAAGAAACCCCAGAUAACUUCAAUCUAGUAGAGCACUUGGAUAUACUCCAAGCAUAAUUUCAACUUUCGACCCAGGACAUUCCCCUUUUUUUAACUUUGGUUUCUGUCCGCAAGAGGUCCUUUCAUGUUGAAGUUUUCAUACACAGAAUUUUCUAAGGAUUCAUUAUAGGCACCUUUCAUUCUGGUCGAUCUAAACUGAUUCUUUGUUAGAUUUUGCAUAUAGAAGGAGAAGAGUCUGUCUGUGAAUCACAAGUUCACAACCGGCAUCUGAUAGGUUUUUUAGCCCUGUAACGCCAUAAGAAUUAUGGUGUGUUUACCGAAACUUACACAGAAAAUAUGAAACAAGGUUGAGUUCCAAAUCUCUUCCUUCCCUUGUAUUUUCUCGUAUCAUUUAUGUUCAUAGACAUUUUCAUGUAUCAUUUAUGUUCAUAGACAUUUUCAUGUAUCAUUUAUGUUUAUAGACAUUUUCAUGUAUCAUUUAUGUUUAUAGACAUUUUCACGUAUCAUUAUGUUUAUAGACAUGUAUCACGUGUAAAGAUACAUGAGUUCCUUUAGUUAAUCCAAAUCCUUAAAUCUUUAAUUGAACUAAAAUAUUUCAGUUAAU
Messenger RNA from Rubroshorea leprosula, 1282 nucleotides. The record is from the annotation of a GenBank genome assembly. NCBI's taxonomy places the organism in Eukaryota, Viridiplantae, Streptophyta, Magnoliopsida, Malvales, Dipterocarpaceae.